This is a messenger RNA of Eutrema salsugineum, 1498 nucleotides long. RefSeq names its product R3H domain-containing protein 2. Lineage: Eukaryota; Viridiplantae; Streptophyta; Magnoliopsida; Brassicales; Brassicaceae. The transcript has 4 exons. The record is from RefSeq and is a predicted model, not a curated record. Gene Ontology annotation, molecular function: nucleic acid binding. The coding region runs from base 247 to 1341 and encodes 364 amino acids.
UGCGUUGCCUUCCCGAGAGAGAGAGAGAGAGAGAUAAGAUUUGCAUCUUAAGCCAUAACUCAUAAGGGGUUUCCUCUUCUCUCUCGCCGCCACCGAUGCUCCGAUUUCGAUUCUCCUCUUCCUCUUGACUUUUCUUCUUCUCUUUGCUGCGAGAGAAAAGGAAACAAAGGGUCAGAUUGGUAAAAACGUUCCAGAUCGAGGAAGAAGAAUCCAGAAGUUUCUGGGAACAUCCAGCCGCUUUUUUUCAUGGACGCAGCUUUCGCAACACCGCCGCCGGAAACCGCCUCUGAAACCGGUGCUGCGGUUACGGGAGAUAAUGGAUUUUCGGUGGAUCCUUUUCUAGUCGAGGCUUUGCAGAACCCUCGUCAUCGUCUGACGAUUUUGCGGAUGGAACUUGAUGUUCAACGGUUCUUACAGAACCUUGAACAGCAGCAGUUCGAGUUCCAGCAUUUUCCUACUUCGUAUCUUCGACUUGCAGCCCAUCGUGUUGCAAACCACUAUGGACUAGCUACAGCGGUUCAAGACAGUGGUGUUGAUGGCAAUGAGAACAUAAUCCUUGUGACUAAAACAACAGAGAGCAGAUUUCCUGCUGUUCGCUUGUCUGAAAUUCCGACGGCAAAACAGUCAGAAAAUGGUAAAUUUGAGCACAUGAAAGUUUCCAUCAAGACUCGACCUUCUAAAGGAUCUGGAUAUGGCUCUGGUGAACUGGAAAAGAAAGGUGGUCAUCUUAGGAGUGUCGAAGAGAGGAAAGAAGAGUAUGACAGGGCUCGAGCGCGCAUAUUUAAUGAUCUUACAGGCCGUAAUGGCGAUGACUCUUCUUCUGAAACUCAGGUUUAUGGGAGGAAUACAAGUCUUGGUAGAGAUGACAAUCAAGUAUCUAAGAAUGCGUAUGUUGAGGUAGAGAAGAACUUAAGCCUCAGGGAAACGGGUCCAACAUCUCGUGUUGCAAUUCUUAGAGACAGAGAAAAAGAUCGUUUUGACCCUGAUUAUGACCGCAGUUACGAAAGGUACAUUAGGAGCCUUCCGGUUAAUCAGAAUUUCCAUCUACCACCAGCCUUCAACAUUCAGCAAAUGCAGUCACCGUACUACGAAAUGGGAUUUACCGGAUAUAACCAUAUCCCAAAUACUCAUGCUUCAUUUAACUUUGGACCACCUGCAAGCUCUAUCAUGAGUCCUUAUGGCACCACAGUUUUACACCAGCCUUCAACGGAUGCAAUGUAUAUGCAGUGGCCUAAUGCAGCUAUGAUGUAUGCCCAUUCGUAUGACCAGUUCAGAAAUGCAUCUCUUCAGGCACAAUUCUGUCAGCAACCCUUGAGCUUCGACUACAUGCAGAACCGCUAGGCACUUGUCGUUAGGCCUUAAUCCCUCUAUCAAUCUCUAUCUCUGUUUACCAGCUUUUUCUAAAACCUAAUAUUGUUGUAAUGGAAAUUUUUGAAAUGUAAUGUGAUACUCUUGUUUCUCUUACGAUUAUCAAUAUGAACUGCUCUUCUGAGUCAAA